GUUUCCGCCAAACCCCUCCCUUACUUCGUCCGCCGUGUUCGGUCCAUUUCCGUCCGUUCCGGAAGUCUUAAAAACCCCGGAAAUAUUCAAAAGUUUGAAUCGAGCGACACGAUUAACGAGGCAUUCCACUGUCUUAUCUCUAAGCUUUGAUAAGGCGCAAAUUCGGAGCUAUGGUAAAUUUGAGUUAUUUUCGUUUGAUACUAUACGCCAACGUUUGUUUGAUGUUAGCAUUGGACAUUAGACCAGAAAUUUAUAAAUACUGUAGAGAUAAGAAUAGGCUAAUCACUUCAAAAGAAAAUGAUGAGUAUCUUCUCGUAGAAGCCGAGGUUAACACAACUAUUUUACUUGAAUGUCAUUUUUGCGGGUAUAGUGAUGACAAUCAACCAAAAAUUUGGCACUUACAAGAUCUUUACCAAUCACAAUCCGUAAAGGAAGUUGAUCUUGGGAUGGAUAAUAAUAUGUCUUAUAAUAGAAUUCAUGUAACGCUUGAAUAUUCAUUAGUAAUCAAGAGUUUUCAGAUGUCGGACAAAGGCAUUUACAGAUGUCAUGGACAAGUGGGUCAAGAGGAGGAAUAUAAAUUUAAUUACAGACUCGAACCGGUAUUCAAACAAAAAGAUAUAUCCGUGGAAAAAGGAAAUAUAACGGAGUGGGAAAAAUAUCAUGAAGUCAACAUGGCUCCUGUGACCAUGCGUUUUUCUAUAUCAACCAUGUCAGAUCUGGUUGAGAUUCGUGAAGCAGGGAUCAUUUUGGAAGUAGUUUCCGAAUGGGGCCUAUGGAGUCGCUGCGAGCGUUGCAUUCGGAAAAUAGGCUUUAAAACGAGUCGCGGUUAUUGUAGAAUAAAACGCCAUAUAGAUGAUGCACUCAUGAAGGAUCGAACAUCAUCUGUAGCGAAAUUAUUCCUAAAAUCGCCUGCGCUACCUUGCAGAUCAAUACUGUUGAUGGAACAGUUUCCAGGUAUAAGUAGAGCAACAAGGUAUUUGCCUGAAUUCAUCCUAGAAGAAAAGUGUAAAAAUUGCAUUAAAGUAAAGAAAAAGAAGAAGAGCAGAUUUAAAUACAAAAAGCGAUAUGUUCUUGCCGAAGGAGCUCAUUUGGCCAUAACCUGUCCCGAGUCGAAUUUGGAAACGUUAGUUGUGUGGAGAAAGGACGCAUUACUAUUAAAAAAAGGCAUGGGUCAAUCAUUUCGCAAGAAAGAUCCAGAUCCUCGAGUUCUCGUAGACACUUUUGCGACUCUCUAUUUAGUUGGAGUCUCACAUGCUGAAGAAGGCAAUUAUACUUGUUACGUAGAUAAUGUGAAUAUGAUGCAAGUAAAAGUAAUAGUCGUGUCCAAAUCAAGACUAUUGACUCAAGCAUUUCUACGACACAUGGGUUACCUAGGAUUUAUAUUUCUACUAAGUUCAUUUUGCUACUGCGCUGGACUGGUUAUAGUUUGUAGGAACAAAGAUAAAUUUAAAGUUAAAGACUUCGAGGAAAUAGAGGCCAAAAGAAAGAAUUUACCAAAAUUUUAGGAUAGUAACUAAUUCUCGAAAUAAAAUAAUUUUAAGUAUUGUCACAUCAAUUACCUUUAUAAACUGUAAUUCUCAUUAUCACUCUAGUUCUUCUUUAAUUCAAUUAUGUAUUUAAUAAGAAACCGUCUGCAUCGGCAUUAAAAUCUGUACGAAUCAGUACUACCAUGAAUGCUUUCUCUAUGACCCAAUUAUAAGAAUCGACAUUCGAAUCGAGUUCCAGUCACUCGCCGUACGACUUCAACGAAGGUAUACAAAAUUCUUGUGGUCAAUUGUAAAAAUUUUGAAGGAGCACAAUCAUUAUCGGCCGUAUGGAUUCCAAAUAAUUUUUCCCCAGUACGUGAAGGCCUUAACACACAGUGCAAAGUGAAAGGAAUCGAGUCGCGUCCGGUUCCUGCGUUUUACACCGAUUGUGGAGCGCUUCAAAAUAGCUGAGCACUGAUCGACGUUUUGAUUAUCGUGUUGGUGUCGACUUGUGAUCACAAUCUUAAGAAGAAACGA
Molecule: messenger RNA, 2003 nt
Organism: Cephus cinctus (wheat stem sawfly)
Lineage: Eukaryota; Metazoa; Arthropoda; Insecta; Hymenoptera; Cephidae
Gene: rtv
Exons: 9
Coding region: 171-1505 (444 amino acids)
Biological process (GO): sleep; regulation of synaptic transmission, cholinergic; positive regulation of voltage-gated potassium channel activity
Source: RefSeq, a predicted model, not a curated record